Adineta ricciae is the source of this 312-nucleotide messenger RNA. Lineage: Eukaryota; Metazoa; Rotifera; Eurotatoria; Adinetida; Adinetidae. The record is from the annotation of a GenBank genome assembly.
AUGCAAAAGAUUGAUAUAGUCGAUCUUGAACUUCAAUACAGUGAUGAAUUUCCAAGUGUUCAUCUACUGUACCUUAAAGCACUACAGGAAAGCAAGUCCAGUAGAAUAACUAUGCUUCAUGGUCCAUCGGAAGCAGGCAAAACUAACUAUCUACACUGUCUGAUCAACGAAAUCGAGGAUAAAGAAUUGGGCGAUGUUCCACCACUGAUUUUGCACGUUAAAUCGCGGAACCGAAUAUCUGACCGUUUUCGAACACGCCAUUCACGCUUACAUAAACACGUGGUCUCGAAUUUGUUCUAUUACGACAUUUAA